UCCAGCAUCUCCCCUUGAUCAUAACCAACCAACCAACCAACCAACCAAAUUUCUCCCAAACCAGCAACUAAACAAAAUGAAUCCCCGCAUCGGCGUCGGCGUCUUCAUCCUGAACGACCAGGGCAAAGUCAUCCUAGGAAGACGCAAGGGUAGCCACGGCGCUGGAACAUGGGGACUCCCCGGCGGGCAUCUCGAAUUCAACGAAUCGUUCGAGACCUGUGCCGCGCGCGAAGUGCUCGAAGAAACGGGCCUGCAUCUACCGGAGCAGAGCAUCAGGUUCCUGACCGCCACGAACGACAUCAUGGAGCAGGAGGGAAAGCACUACGUUACUUGCUUUGUCGGGUGUAGGGUGUCUACGCCGUCGGGGGGUGGGGAGGUGGAAGUUAAGGUCCUCGAGCCGGAGAAGUGUGAGGAGUGGCAGUGGGUGAGCUGGGAGGAGAUCGCGCAGUUUGCGGCGGCGCAGAAGACGGCGGAGGAAGAGGGUCGGAUGGAGACCUUCGACGGGAGGAGGCUGUUCAUGCCGAUUGUGAAUCUGUUCGAGCAGCGGAAGGGGUUUCAUCCGAUUCAAAGCCUAAGUGCGUGAGCAUAAAGUGCCAUGUUCCCGGGAUUGAAUUGAUUGAUUGGGUUUUCAUGUCUGAUGAAUUGAUGAUGGCUUUUUGUUAUUUUCGUCAAGAGCUAGAGAAAGAGUGACGAUUGAACAGCGAAGAAA
Aspergillus steynii IBT 23096 is the source of this 709-nucleotide messenger RNA. RefSeq names its product nucleotide triphosphate diphosphatase NUDT15. Gene Ontology annotation, molecular function: 8-oxo-7,8-dihydrodeoxyguanosine triphosphate pyrophosphatase activity. Gene Ontology annotation, cellular component: cytosol. Gene Ontology annotation, biological process: dGTP catabolic process. NCBI's taxonomy places the organism in Eukaryota, Fungi, Ascomycota, Eurotiomycetes, Eurotiales, Aspergillaceae. The record is from RefSeq and is a predicted model, not a curated record. The coding region runs from base 77 to 583 and encodes 168 amino acids. The transcript has 3 exons.